AUGUGAUGGUCUGUCACGUGCCUCUCCACUUCCUGCUGACUCGGUCCAGCUUGUGUCAUGUCGUCUUAGUUUGGACCCAGUCGGAACCGCGAUCAUGUCGUCUGGGCUCAGGUGUUCCCACCGCGGCUCCGUGAAACUGCUUCUGUUGUUCGCGGCGUGUUCGGGCCUUUUGCAGGUUCGGUUCGCAGCUGGGGAGGACCUCUGGUACCAGGACCUCUGCAGUUACCAAUGGGAGGCGAUGGACCAGGACAAUCGGGUCAAAUACUCUCUGAGUCUCUGCCCGUCUUCAGAAUCUACCAGCUGUGGGCCUGCCGCUGCAGUGUGCGCUCAGAACCUCGACGGCACCGCGGCCCAUUCAGUCGGUGAGCGGGCGCUGCAGAGGCUCUCCGGCUCCGUUCUGGACUUCAACAGCACCCUGCUCUGCCCCAACAGCUCCAGCAGGGUCCGGACCAGCAUCAGCUUCCAGUGUGGGACGACCCUGGGCUCUCCAGAGUUCGUAGCCUUCUCUCAGUGUGUCCAUUACUUUGAAUGGAAGACUUACACGGCCUGUAAGAAGGACAAGUUCAAGCCCCACAAAGAGGUCCCGUGUUACAUUUUCGACUCUGACGGGAAGAAACACGACCUCAGUCCUCUGAUCAAACUGAGAGAUGGGUACCUGGUGGACGACGGCGAUGAUAACGUGGACUUCUACAUCAACGUGUGCAGAAGCAUCACCUGAGACUACAGUACACCUUAGGAGAAGGCUCCGCCCCUCCCUCCAGGUGCGGGGAGCACGCUCCAGCCGUCACCAUCACCUUCCUCUGUCCUUCCAGAAGACGACAGGGCAGCCCCCCCAAGAUGACGGCCAAUCAGAACUGCCGCUACGAGGUGGAGUGGGUGACGGAGUACGCCUGUCACCGCGACUACCUGGAGAGCCGCAGCUGCAGACUGACCAGCACGCAGCACGACAUCUCCGUCGACCUGACGCCGCUCACCCUCAGCUCUGCAGAACAUCCGUACUACGCCCACUCCGGAUCCGGCUCGGACAGCUACGUCUUCUACCUGAACGUCUGCGGGAAAGCCCUCACAGAGGAAUGUGGAGGGGACCCGUUCGUGUCCUCCUGCCAGGUGAAGGUGUCCUCCCCCAUGAGCAAAGUGGCUGGAAGAUACCAGAACCAGACCCUGCGGUACUCGGAUGGAGAUCUGACUCUGAUCUAUCCAGGAGGCGCCAGCUGCUCCUCUGGCUUCCAGAGAAUGACCAUCAUCAACUUCCAGUGCAGCAAAAACGCCACCAACUCUGGGAGGGGGAGCCCCGUCUUCGCUGGGGAGACGGACUGCACCUACUACUUCAACUGGGAGACGGCCUUCGCCUGCGUCAGGGAGGAGGAGGAGCUGCUGUGCCGCGUCACCGACGACAGAAGGCGCUACGACCUGUCCCCCCUCACCCGAUACCCCGAAUCCGACUCCAGCCAAAACUGGGAAGUUGAAGACGCCAAAUCCACCAAGUCCAGCUCGCGCUACUUCCUGAACGUCUGCCAUAAGGUGAUCCGCGCGGCGGGGGCGGAGGCGUGUCCGGAAGAGGCGUCCAUCUGCGGCGUGGACCAGAAGAACCAGAGCAUCAGCCUCGGCAGCUUCCUGUCCCCCCCCUACAAGACCCGCACAGGAAGUGACAUCAGACUGGUGUACACAGACGGCAGCCUGUGCUUCAAUAACAAGAGGGUCCAGAGUAUUCUGACCCUCCGAUGUAAACCUGGAGACACUGAGAGUCCUCCCGUCCUCCGCAGCGUCUCCACAGACCAGUGCUUCUACGAGCUGGAGUGGUUCACGGCUGCAGCCUGCGUCCUGUCCAAGACUCAGGGGGAGUCCUGCAGGGUGGGGGACCCCCAGGCAGGGUUCUCCUUUGACUUGUCUCCGCUCUCCAAACCUGACGGCGGUUUCUACAACCUGACCAACGGCAAAUACUCCUACCUGAUCAACGUGUGCGGCCCGGUCAAAGUGGGCUCCUGUCCUGAGGGGGCGGGGGCCUGCCAGGUAGGAAACAGCUCCUGGAGUCUGGGAGGAGCCAGCUCCCGCCUGUCCUACUACGACGGGCUGAUCCAGCUGAGCUACAGGAACGGCUCUCAGUAUAACGACGCCCAGCACACGCGCAGGUCCACCCUCAUCUCCUUCCUCUGUGACCCUGAAGCCGGGCUGGGAAACCCCCAGUUCCAGGUGGAGGACAACUACACCUACAACUUCCUCUGGUACACCUCGCUGGCGUGUCCCGAAAGAGCGCACCAGUGUCUGGUGACGGACCCCGGAACGCUGGACCAGUACGACCUGUCUAGCCUGUCCCGCUCCAGCAGGAACUGGAUGGCAAUGGACCUGUCUGACCCUCAGAGCAGGAAGAGUUAUUACAUCAACAUCUGCCGCGCCCUCGUCCCCGUGGUCGGCUGUGACCGCGACGCGUCCGUCUGCGAGAUGACAUACGAGACCCAGCAGGGCUCUCCGAAGGAGGUGGUCUCUGUCAGCAACAUGGGGGUCUCCAAGAGAGGCCCGGUCAUCGAGGGGCGGGACCGACUGCUGCUGGAGUUCACGGACGGCUCGGCGUGCACAUCGGACGGCCUGAAGAUGUCCUUCACCUCCCGCAUCCACCUGAUCUGCUCCAGAGGAACGCUGUCCAUGCCGCCUCGAUUCGAGUCCAACCAGAACUGCACCACCACCUUCAUAUGGGAGACGCGAGCGGCCUGCGCCAUCCGGACAAGCGAGGACAGAAACCAGACCUGCUCCGUGGUCGACCCAAACACUGGUUAUGAGUACAACCUGCAGCUCCUGGCCUCCAGGACCGGCUACAACACCAGCGCCAAUGGCAAAGACUUCCUGCUCAACAUCUGCGCAGACGCUCCAGGAUGCGGGGAGGGCAUGGCGGGCUGCGAGCUGGAACACGGGAAGCCCGUCAGUCCGGUGGGGGUCACCAAGACCCUGCAGUAUUCCACCGACGGCAGACUGAAGCUGACGUACCGCGGGCCGCUGCUGGAGAGUUCAGCUACGCGGGAUACCUUCACCGUGAACUUCGUGUGCGACCCAAACUCCCACCCCGGCGACCCGAAGGCGUUCCAGGUGCUGCGGGAGGAGAUGAGUACGGUGGGCAACCGCACCACCCACGACGCCGUCUUCAACUUCUACACCGCGCUGGCCUGCACGCCGGCCCCCGUGGACUGCAGCAUCUCAGAUGCUCUCGGGAACGAGUACGACCUGAGCCGGCUGAUCCGGAACGAGGACGACAGCCCGUGGAUCCCCAUCGACACGGGGGCGGGGCGCCGCUUUUACAUCAACGUCUGCAGGCCCCUCCCCCCUGGGACAGACUGUCCAGUCGGUCCCCUGGGCGCCUGCGGUCUGGUCGGCGGGAAGAAGGUCAACCUGGGAUAUGUGCAGUCGAUGCCGCAGGUGGCGGAGGACGGCUCCAUCAGCAUCGUGUACCAGAACGGAGAUCAGUGCGGCGCAGCGUCCCGCUACUCCACGCGCAUCAUCUUCCAGUGUGACGACAGUGUGGGCGUCCCCAUGUUUGACCGUCAGGGCGGAUGUGAAUACGUCUUCAUGUGGAGGACGUCUGAGGCCUGCCCCAUCAGGAGGUCCAGAGGCGAGAACUGUCGGGUCCAGGACCCCAGGAGCGGUUUUCAGUUCGACCUGAGUUCCCUGAAGAACAGAGACUUCACCGUCAGCAACGAGAAGUACGUCUACCACCUGUCGGUGUGCGGGCCGCUGCAGAAGGGCGUCUGCACCCACAGAGAGUCGGGCGCCGAGUCCGUGUCUUCCUGCCAGGUGACCGGAAGCAGCCAGAAGAUCGCAGGAAUGUCCAACCAGAACCUGGUGUUCGUGGGGGACCAGAUCCUCCUUAACUACACCAGCGGGGAGACCUGUCACCGGGUCUACCAGAGGUCCACCCUCAUCUCCUUCUCCUGCCACCCCGACGCAGGGCCUGGAGCGCCGGAGUUCAUCAAGGAGACCCCGGACUGCACCUACCUGUUCAGCUGGCCCACCGCGCUGGCCUGCGUCCCGUUCAAGACCGUCAGCUGCUCCUACAAUGACGGUCAGGGCCGCUCUUAUGACCUCUCACCUCUGGCGCUGACCUCUGGGAACUGGGAGGCGGAGCUUCCCACCCAGGACACGCAGAGGCGGUUCUUCCUGAACGUCUGCAGGUCUCUAGUGCCGCCGGGAGGCCCGUGGAGCUGUCCGUCUGGCGCUGCGUCCUGCAUGAGGAACGGGGACGGCUACCUGAGCCUGGGUCAGGUGGAGUCCGGUCUGGAACCGGACGGGAACGUUCUGAAGCUGCAGUACACCGGCGGGCGGCUCUGCCCGGACAGAAGACGCAACAGAACCAGCAUCAUCCGCUUCAAGUGUGACAAAGACCGAGUGGACUCCCGGCCCAUGCUGAUCUCGGAGAUCGAGGACUGCGUCUUUACCUUCCUGUGGCUGACGGCCGCCGCCUGUCCUCUGAACUCCAGCAUGCACGUCGGCUGCAGAGUCGCCAACCCCACCACAGGUCACCUGUUCGACCUGAGCUCUCUGAGGAAGGAGGGCGGCUACACCGUGUUCGACCCCCAGCAGCAGCAGAGGGUCAUCCACAUCAACAUCUGUGGUGGAGUGGACAGCAGCGCGUGUGCCUCUGGAACCGCGGUGUGUUUCUCUGACGUCAGCGCGGCGGUGAGCGGCGGUCAGAUGAGCCAGACGCUGUCGUUCCGCGACGGUGAGGUGGAGCUGACGUACGAGGGGGGGAGUCCGUGCGCCGCAAACCCGGACCUCAGACACAAAAGCAUCGUCCACUUCAUCUGCAGACCGGCCCAGAUGAGCACAGCUCCCCCAGAACCGGUCCUGAUCAGCUCCGACCCUCACACCUGCACUCACUUCUUCUCCUUCUACACACACCUGGUGUGUGAAAAGCCGGUCACGUGUUCGGUCCAGAGCGGCUCCUCCCUGAUAGACUUGACUCCUCUGAUCCACGUCACCGGGUUCUACAGGGCAGAAGAUCAAACUGUGGGUCAAAGUGGCAAACCUCCAGACUUCUUCAUCAACCUCUGUCAGCCGCUCAACACGAUCCCUGGAGUGGCGUGUCCUCCUGGAGCCGCCGUCUGCAUGGACCCUGACGAUGGCCCCCCAGUGGACAUCGGCCGAGCCACGAAAGGCCUGGAGAUCAACACGGACACGUCUGAGGUGUCAAUCACCUACAACAGCUCCACGCCAUGCACAGAUGAUCAGAACUACUCCUCCACCAUCGUAUUCAGCUGCAAGAGGGGCAUGGACCUGGGUUCUCCGCAGAUGCUGCGGCAGCAGGGCUGCGUGUUCCUGUUUGAGUGGGAAACCCCGUUAGUCUGCCCAGACUCCACCAACAGCAGCGGCUGUCAGCUGACCGACUCGCAGCUCCAGUUCACCUUUGACCUGCGGAGCCUCUCUGAAGACGUCCAGGUGAAGGCGGACUCGGGAACGUAUCACCUCCACGUUUGCGGCGGCGUGACAGAACCGGCGUGCAAACAAAGCGCAGUGUGUCUGGUGUCCGGCUCCGGGUCCAACAGAUCGGCCUCUUCGUUUGGGAUCAGAAAAGCCAUGAGCAUGGACUACAAACACGAGGAGCAGGGCCUGCUGAUGAAGUACGGCGGCGGAGAUCAGUGCCCACCAGUGACGCCUGAGGGUAAAGCCUGCUCCUUCCCCUUCAUCUUCUUGAAGGAGUCCUAUCUGGACUGUACCACCAACGGCAGGACGGACGGCAGGAAGUGGUGCGCUACCACCCCUGACUACGACCGGGACCAGAAGUGGGGCUUCUGCGGUGAAGUCACUGCUAAGCGGGAGUCCUCCAUACUCUUCAGUUGUGACCGGUCGGCGGGCCGCGGCUCCCCCAAACUGGUGGCAGAGACGGUAGGCUGCUCCUCGGAUUUCCAUUGGGCCACCAGCGCCGUCUGCCCCCCCAUGAAGAUGGAGUGCAAGCUAGUCAUCAAGCACCAGACGUUCGACCUCCGGAGCCUGUCCUCGCUCACCGAGCCGUGGAAGUUCAAAUACCAAAGGCAUUCGUACUUCAUCAACCUGUGUCAGGGGAUCCACGGCGGCGUGAUGGGCUGUCCGGAGGACGCCAGCGUGUGCCGGCACUCUGCAGGCGGCCUGACCCAGACCCUGGGCCGAGUCUACACUCAGAAGAUGAGAUACGAUGAGGGACAGAUUUCCAUCCAGUACACGGAAGGAGACGAGGUCUGCGGGAACCAGGUGAAGGCCUCGGCGCUGAUCCAGCUCAGCUGUGGCUCCAUGGUUGAACAGCCCUCCCUGAUUAGGGUGGACAUGGCGUCCUGUCAGUUUGUGUUCCACUGGAAAACUCGCUCGGCGUGCGCCGUGAAGCAGCAGGAGGUGAAGAUGGUCAACGGGACCAUCCGGGUUCCUGACACAGGUGCCAGUCUGAGCCUGGGGGCCGUCUACUUCAGCUACCAUCAGGCAUCGGGCGACAUCCGUCCCAACGGAGACCGUUACAUCUACCACAUUCAGCUGUCGGGGAUCACCAACUCCUCCCUGAUCAGCUGUGAGGGCGCCAACAUCUGCCAGGUCAAGAUGAACGCCAAAUACAGGCGCAGGAUCGGAAACUCCACCGAAGCCAAGUACUACAUCAAAGGCGGAAACCUGGACGUCAUCAUUCCCUCCAAUUCUUCAUGUGGACGCGUCAAGUCCAAGAACGUGUCGUCCACCAUCAUGUUCCAGUGCAGCCCGUCUGCGGGGGUGGGCAUCCCGGAGUUCAUGCUGGAGACGGAUGAGUGCCAGUACCUGUUUGUGUGGCACACGGAGGCUGUCUGUGGGUUGAUGUGAGUCCUACAGGAAAUGUUUCUUUUGGCAUUUCUGUGUUUAAAUAAAAUGUUUACACGGAGAA
Messenger RNA from Oryzias melastigma (Indian medaka), 6859 nucleotides. RefSeq names its product insulin-like growth factor 2 receptor (gene igf2r). Gene Ontology annotation, biological process: lysosomal transport. Gene Ontology annotation, molecular function: D-mannose binding; signaling receptor activity. Lineage: Eukaryota; Metazoa; Chordata; Actinopteri; Beloniformes; Adrianichthyidae. The record is from RefSeq and is a predicted model, not a curated record. Gene Ontology annotation, cellular component: membrane; trans-Golgi network.